Molecule: messenger RNA, 594 nt
Organism: Seminavis robusta
Lineage: Eukaryota; Bacillariophyta; Bacillariophyceae; Naviculales; Naviculaceae
Source: the annotation of a GenBank genome assembly
CCAUCCACGUCGCAUCAACCAUCCGUGUCGUCGAGUCCAUCCAUGGCGCCCAGUGUCUCUUCGUACCCAACCAUUGGCGGCAGCAGCUUGAAUGAGGUGAUUGCUUGCAUUGCCGUUAUUGACGAAUCGGCACCUGGCCCCGGUAUCGUGACUCGAGCAACCAUGGAGGGCAACUGGACCGAGUUCCGCACCCGCUUCCCCAACCGUCCUUUCUGCUUGCUGCAGCCCAAACGAUUCCAAAGUCACAAUCUGCUGAUUCCUGCCGCGUUUGAUGGAAUCCAUGUCCGAGUCGACCGUGACCACGGAGAUCCAGCCUUGGCGGUGGAUUGGUUCCAAAUCUGCGACUUGGAGGGGAUGCGUCAGCAAGGUAUUGGCGCCGUAUCUCUGUUUUUGGACGAGACGGACAGUCUCAGCAAUGAUGUGGUGGAAUCCAUGAAACUUUUUCUAAAACGCGUGUCCGGAGCGGGUAUGAAGAUGCGAGAUCCCAUUAUCAACACGCACGAGGACUGGAUCUCGCCGUUCCUGACCGACUUUGGACUCAUUCCUUCUUCUGCACCAUCGGAUGCCCCAUCGGCGGCACCCACGGCCGCCUAG